Molecule: messenger RNA, 291 nt
Organism: Coccomyxa subellipsoidea C-169
Lineage: Eukaryota; Viridiplantae; Chlorophyta; Trebouxiophyceae; Coccomyxaceae
Product: peptidyl-prolyl cis-trans isomerase
Exons: 2
Molecular function (GO): peptidyl-prolyl cis-trans isomerase activity
Source: RefSeq, a predicted model, not a curated record
CAGCUGGCCAAGUUGGGUCAGAAGGUGGGAGUGCGCUACCGCGGCACUCUGGCCAAGAGCGGCAAGGUCUUCGACGAGACCAAGGGCAACAAGACCUUCUCCUUCCGCCUGGGCGUGGGAGAGGUGAUCAAGGGCUGGGACCGGGGUGUGGUGGGCAUGCGCGUGGGGGACAAGCGGCGGCUGACAGUCCCCCCGCAGAUGGCCUACGGAACCAGCGGUGUGCGGGGGGCCAUCCCCCCCAACGCAACGCUCAACUUUGACGUGGAGCUUGUGGAUGUCAAGGGCAGGUAG